Hordeum vulgare subsp. vulgare (domesticated barley) is the source of this 2005-nucleotide messenger RNA. RefSeq lists its product as uncharacterized. Bases 365 to 1420 code for a protein of 351 amino acids. The record is from RefSeq and is a predicted model, not a curated record. The transcript has 3 exons. Lineage: Eukaryota; Viridiplantae; Streptophyta; Magnoliopsida; Poales; Poaceae.
UCUCUCUCUCUCUGAUUUUGAUGCAUGCGAGGGUGACGCACGCAGUAGUAUAGAGUGGUGGUGGUAGGGAGGGAGGGACGGAGGCGUAGGAGCAGUACGGUGCGGUUUGGCUGCGACUGUGCUCCCCUACCUCGCCUGCUUCCCCCCCCCCCCCCCCCCCCCCCGCGUCCCACGUCUCCCUCUUCGUCACUCCCCCCCCCCCUCCCUCGUCUCUCUCGCCGAGCCAUUCCUCUUUGCAGAGCGCGCGCGUGCGUCGGAGAGAUAUUCCUGCUGGUAGAGUACGUACGUGCGCGCCUAGCAGCAGCAGCAGGCGGCAGAGGCAGAGGCAAAAGAGGAAAAAGAGAAAGGCGGUCGGCGGCCGGCGAUGCUGCGGAGGAUGGUGUCCGACCAGGGCCCGGGCUCCGGAGGUAGCGGAGGGGACGCCAGGCCCCGCGGCGGCGCGCUCUUCGCCGUGCCGCGGCUGUUCAUUGGGCUGGCGGCUGCCAAGCGCGCGCCGGACGGCGCCGGCGAGUCGGAGCGGAGCCCGACGUCGCCGCUCGACCCCAAGGCGCUGCUGCUCCGCUCGCCGCGCUCGCCGAGGACCUGGGACGCGGAGCCGGUGGGGCUCGGCCUCGUUGUGGACGUCGCCCUCGCGGCCGGCGCCGGCGAAAGCGCCGCCAAGACCUGCGUGCUCAGCCCGCGCCUGUGCCUCAGGACGCACGGAUGCGCCGGCUACACGACCAAGGGCUGCGGCGGGGGCGGCCACUCGCAGCCGGAGCUCGGGGGCAAGACGAUCUCCUGCCCGGCCUCGGCCACCGCCGGCAUGUCGGUGCCCUGCAGCAGGUUCUUCCACGCGGAUCUGAAGUCUGGUCCGGAGGCCGCGAGGCCGGAUGGCACCCACUCCGGCGCCAAGCGGCAUUGCUUCCACCUCGGCGAGCUCCCAGGGCCGGGGUCCCUGCCAGCAUCAAUCGCCGGCGGCCCCCGGCGGUUCGUCGGGUCCGUCUCCGCGAGCGAGGUGGAGCAGUCGGAGGACUACACCUGCAUCAUUGCCCGCGGCCCCAACCCCAAGACCACCCACAUCUUUGGGGACUGCAUUCUUGAGCCCCAGACCACGGUCGGGAAGGGCGACGAGGCCACCAUGGAACCCAAGGACGGAGCUUCGGCCAAGUCCUACCUGGUGGUCAAGCGCGCCACCGAGGCUGCCGCCGGCCCCGGCGAGGACUUCUUGAGCUCCUGCUUCACUUGCAGGAAGAAGCUGGAGGGAAAAGACAUUUACAUCUACCGCGGCGAGAAGGCCUUCUGCAGCGCCGAGUGCCGGGACCAGGAGAUCAUGAUCGAGGAGGAAGCAGAGAACAACGUCGCCAUCGGAGGCUCCCCUCGCUCCUCCUGUUCAUCCCUGCACGAGGACAUCUUCAUGGCCGGCAUGAUGGUGGCGACAUGACCCACCGCGACGAUGGCCCGGCCGAGGCACCGUCUUCCUCGCCUCGACAAGCAAGCAAGCACGCACUCAAUUUUUCCCUUGCUAGCUACAACCAGGGGAUGGGGGCGAUCAAUUCACAGAUCAAUCGACCCAUCACCAGUGCGUGCAUAUUGCCGGUCGCCGUCGAUCAGCAUGCUGUUUUUGAUUCAGCAAACUGAGGAGGUGUCGAGGAGGAGGAAGGAGUGGCGUUCUUGGUGGGUCAUUGUCACUGGUGGUGGGGGUUGGAUUAGCUGAGCUGCUGCCAUUUUUACCGGUCCUGGGAAACUUACUCGCAGGCAUCUGGGUUUUUUACCUUUCUUUAGGAACCAGAGAGAGAGAGAGAUGGAAAAAAAAAAAGAGGUGGCCUGCCUGCUUGGUGCUUGCCUUUGGUCCUGUAGUUUUGAUCUUGAGGCUGCACGCAGGCCAGUGCCACCCAUCCUUUUCUUCUUCUUCUUCUUUUUUCUUUUGCUCCUGCUGGCAGCAGUGACCAUGUCUGCACAUUUGCUACACCACUGUAUGUGUGUGUGAGAGAGAGAUAAUGACAUUGAGCUGCUUUGCUUUGGUUCA